AUGGAGAAUAUGAUGAUCGACAAGAGCGAUGACUAUGGCGUGAUGGAGAUACUGAUUUACAACGCCAAGGAUGCGGACCUCUACGCUUUUGUGAUCAGGCCUAUGAAGAUCUGUGAAAGGCUGGAAGCGCUGGCGGGAACGUCGAGGAGCACCAUGUGGGACGCGAUCGCGGGGAAUUUGGGCGUCAUGACGAACUGCAUCACGACCUCCGUGAGGAUCUCAGCGAACACCAUGUUGCAUAUGAGGACGGUCUCCGGUUCCGACGAGAGCUUAUUUGAUGACACCCUCAUCCUCAACCAGUCACCGGGCGCCACAAGGCGUCAUCGUCAUCAACGAGAAUUCCUUGCAAGGCUCCAUCAUGUCGAAUCUGGGGACCUCCAUCGACAGGGUCAUCUCAUCCCCGACCUUGCAGGGGAUAUCCGAGAGAUUCGGGUUCCUGAAGUCUGA
Messenger RNA from Fusarium fujikuroi IMI 58289, 447 nucleotides. RefSeq lists its product as uncharacterized. The record is from RefSeq and is a predicted model, not a curated record. Bases 1 to 447 code for a protein of 148 amino acids. The transcript has a single exon. Lineage: Eukaryota; Fungi; Ascomycota; Sordariomycetes; Hypocreales; Nectriaceae.